AUGUCGGCCGUCAACAAAGCUCGACGCUGGUACCAUUGGUACUCCCCGGACGACAGUCCAGAAGAGAGGAAGCUGAUUGCAAAGCUUGACCUCCUCAUUGUACCAUAUGCGUUCAUUUUAUACUGGGUGAAAUACGUCGAUCAGACGAAUAUCAACAAUGCCUACGUCUCCGGAAUGUCAGACGAGUUGGGCUUCAAAGGAAACGAACUGGUACAGUUCCAGACGAUUUUCGUAGUCGGAAACGUCGUCGGCCUGCUGCCUUUCAUCUACCUCUUUCCUAGGGUCCCCAUGCACAUACUCGUACCCACUUUGGACCUGGGCUGGGGCAUAUUCACCCUACUGCAGUAUCGUGCGCAGAGCUACGGCGAGAUUAUGGCAUAUAGAUUCCUUGUCUCUCUGUUCGAGGCUAGCUAUUUCCCCGGCGUGCAUUUCGUGCUCGGAAGCUGGUACAGGAGUGACGAGAUCGGACGGCGGGGUGGAACGUUCUACGUCGGCUUGACCCUCGGAACACUGACAGCGAGCUUGCUCCAGUCUGCCGCCACCACCUACCUCGACGGCGUACACGGACUGGCGGGGUGGAGGUGGCUCUUCAUCAUCAACGCCAUCAUCACGCUGCCCCUUGCGUUCGUGGGCUACUUUCUCUGGCCGGGCACCCCGGCAAAGCCCAACCGCCUCGUGAUGAAGGAGUCCGAGUUGGCGCUCGCCCGCUCGCGACUAGAGAAGGCUGGCGCACGGGUCCAGAGCACGCCCUUCUCCUUGCAGUUGCUGCGGAGGAUAUUUACUAACUGGCGCUUCUACAUCCUCGUCGUCUGGGAUAUCCUCUUCUUCAACACCAGUUCCAACACGGCGUCGUUCCUGCUCUGGAUCAAGAGCCUGCACCGAUACGACACGGCGACCAUGAACCAGCUCGCCGCCAUAAGCCCGGCCCUGGGAAUAUUCUUCGUCCUCUUCAUCAACUUCAGUGCCGACCUGUGGAUCGGAAGGGCGGCUGCCAUCACGCUGGCGUCCGCGAUCAACUUCACGGGCCUGGUCAUUCUCGCGAUUUGGAACGUUCCCGAAGCCGCGAAGUGGUUUGCCUUUAGCAUCACGUACUCCGCAGUUGCAGUGUCCUCGGUCUUGUAUGGCUGGGCCAAUGUGGUUCUGAAGGACAACAUCGAGGAGCGCUCCCUGACGCUCAUCCUCAUGACGGCGAUUGCCACGUCGACAAACGCAUGGAUUCCACUGUUCACUUACCCGACCGUCGAAGCGCCAAGAUUUCCCAAGGGCUACGUCUACUCGGCGGUCAUGGUGGUACUUUUGGUCAUCAUGACGCAGGUCGUCCGGAUCCUUUUCAAUAAAGAUGGCAACCGCACACACGGACAGGAUGCGGAAAUCAUUGACGAGGUCGAGGCAGAUACGAAGUCCAGCUCUCUACCUCUGGUAUCAGACUCGAAGCAGGUAGAGCAGGGCGUUGCACAGGUAUAA
Molecule: messenger RNA, 1464 nt
Organism: Neoarthrinium moseri
Lineage: Eukaryota; Fungi; Ascomycota; Sordariomycetes; Amphisphaeriales; Apiosporaceae
Exons: 4
Coding region: 1-1464 (487 amino acids)
Biological process (GO): transmembrane transport
Cellular component (GO): membrane
Molecular function (GO): transmembrane transporter activity
Source: RefSeq, a predicted model, not a curated record